AGAGCGAGCGCCGGGGCCGGGCGCGCAGGAGUGAAAAGGAGGCGGCGGCCGCGGCUGCGAGCAACAGAUCCGGGCGCUGCGAGCUAACCCGCUCUGCUGUUGGGCGAUAUUAUUUUUCUAAUUUCCAAAAAAAAAAAAUCUAUUAAUUUAGCAAACCGUGCAUUUUUUAUUUUUUUAAAUGGCGCUAGCCCAGGGUCAGCGGGCGGUUUUCUCUGCUCCAGGAUGGGCUUUGCCGGCUCCGUCGUGGGCACCAGUGGUGGUCUGAUUGUCAGCCUUCUCCGGGCAUUUUUAAGGCCAGGAGCCGGGCGCUGCAUGUAGGCGAAUCACCCUAGAGAGCGGUUCGGCUUUGCACAUUUUUGUGAUUAUUUGGGGCAGAGAACAGACUCUCUCGGGCACUUCGUCCUCUUUGCAGGGGAGGCGGCGAGUCUGAGGUGGGUCGCUCGGAGGGUGAGCUCCUGCCGGGGUGAGCGAGCCCCGGUCCCGCGCACAGCCAGGCGGCCCAGAGCGUGUGUCGUCCCUGCCGGCGCCGGGAAAAUGGAGGCUGUGAUUGAGAAGGAAUGCAGCGCGCUCGGAGGCCUCUUCCAGACCAUCAUCAGCGAUAUGAAGGGGAGCUAUCCAGUUUGGGAAGAUUUCAUAAACAAAGCCGGAAAACUGCAGUCCCAGCUCCGGACAACAGUAGUAGCAGCAGCUGCCUUCUUGGACGCCUUUCAGAAAGUGGCCGACAUGGCCACCAACACACGUGGUGGCACCAGGGAGAUCGGCUCGGCGCUGACCAGGAUGUGCAUGAGGCACCGGAGCAUCGAGGCCAAGCUGCGGCAGUUCUCCAGUGCUUUAAUCGAUUGUCUGAUAAACCCACUUCAAGAACAGAUGGAAGAAUGGAAGAAGGUGGCCAACCAGCUGGAUAAAGACCACGCGAAAGAAUAUAAAAAAGCGCGUCAGGAGAUAAAAAAGAAGUCCUCGGAUACACUGAAACUGCAGAAGAAAGCAAAAAAAGGGCGAGGUGACAUCCAGCCUCAGUUGGACAGCGCUCUCCAAGAUGUCAACGAUAAGUAUCUCUUGCUGGAAGAGACAGAAAAGCAGGCAGUGCGGAAGGCUUUGAUCGAAGAGCGCGGUCGGUUCUGCACCUUCAUCUCUAUGCUGCGGCCCGUGAUUGAAGAAGAAAUCUCAAUGCUGGGGGAAAUAACUCACCUUCAGACCAUAUCGGAAGACCUGAAAAGCCUGACCAUGGACCCUCACAAACUGCCCUCCUCCAGUGAGCAGGUGAUUUUGGACUUGAAAGGUUCUGAUUACAGUUGGUCGUAUCAGACGCCACCCUCUUCCCCCAGCACCACCAUGUCCCGCAAGUCAAGUGUGUGCAGCAGCCUGAACAGCGUGAACAGCAGCGACUCGCGCUCCAGCGGCUCGCACUCGCACUCCCCCAGCUCUCACUACCGCUGCCGCAGCUCCAACCUGGCCCAGCAGGCGCCCGUGCGGCUGUCCAGCGUGUCCUCCCACGACUCAGGAUUCAUAUCCCAGGACGCCUUCCAGUCCAAGUCCCCGUCCCCAAUGCCGCCAGAGGCCCCCAACCAGUUGUCUAACGGGUUUUCUCACUAUAGUUUAUCAAGUGAGUCCCAUGUGGGGCCCAUGGGGGCAAGCCUUUUCCCUCAUUGCCUGCCUGCCUCCCGCCUGCUCCCUCGGGUCACCUCUGUCCACCUUCCAGACUACGCUCAUUAUUACACCAUUGGGCCCGGCAUGUUCCCGUCAUCUCAGAUCCCUAGCUGGAAGGACUGGGCCAAGCCAGGGCCUUAUGAUCAGCCUUUGGUGAACACCCUACAGCGUCGCAAAGAGAAGCGGGAGCCGGACCCGAGCGGAGGAGGCCCCACUGCUGCAGGUGGCCCGCCUGCAGCUGCCGAGGAGGCUCAGAGACCACGGAGCAUGACCGUGUCAGCUGCCGCCAGGCCUGGUGAGGAGAUGGAGGCUUGUGAGGAACUGGCCCUGGCCCUGUCGCGGGGCCUCCAGCUGGACACCCAGAGGAGCAGCCGGGACUCGCUGCAGUGCUCCAGCGGCUACAGCACCCAGACGACCACCCCGUGCUGCUCGGAGGACACCAUUCCCUCCCAAGUUUCAGAUUAUGAUUAUUUCUCAGUAAGCGGUGACCAGGAGGCAGAGCAGCAGGAGUUUGACAAAUCCUCCACCAUUCCGAGAAACAGUGACAUCAGCCAGUCCUACCGACGGAUGUUCCAAGCCAAGCGUCCAGCCUCAACUGCUGGCCUCCCCACCACCCUGGGACCUGCCAUGGUCACCCCAGGGGUUGCAACCAUCCGACGGACCCCUUCCACCAAGCCUUCUGUCCGCCGGGGGACCAUUGGAGCUGGUCCCAUCCCCAUCAAGACACCUGUGAUCCCUGUGAAGACCCCAACCGUCCCAGACCUCCCUGGGGUGUUGCCAGCCACUCCAGAUGGGCCAGAGGAGCGGGGUGAGCACAGCCCUGAGUCGCCGUCUGUGGGUGAGGGCCCCCAGGGUGUCACCAGCAUGCCCUCCUCACUGUGGAGUGGCCAAGCCUCCAUCAACCCUCCUCUUCCAGGCCCAAAGCCAAGUAUCCCCGAGGAGCACAGACAGGCGAUUCCAGAAAGCGAGGCCGAAGACCAGGAAAGGGAGCCCUCCAGUGCUGCUGCCUCCCUAGGCCAGAUCCCAGAGAGCGACCCUGCAGACCUGAGCCCGAGAGAGAGCCCGCAGGGAGAAGACAUGCUGAACGCCAUCCGCAGGGGUGUGAAACUGAAGAAGACCAUGACAAAUGACCGCUCCGCCCCUCGCUUCUCUUAGGCUCACAACACCAUUGCCAGUGGGGAAUGAACUGUUCAAUUCAUAAAACCUAAUUUGUCUUGAUCCAUUCCAAUCUAUAACCACACAAAAGAUUUUGUAGGCAACUCAGAAUACAGCUCUUUUGAAAGUACUUGACACCUUUAGAUAAGAAUUAAAAGCAACAUAUGUAACUGACAUAAUCUUGAUCUUUUAAGUUGUAAAUACUGACAACUUUCUUUCUGCACAUUUUAACCUUAGUUUUCCUUUUGAUUUUUCUGAAGGUGCCAAAUUCCAUUUAACUUUUUUACAAGUCUUUGUAAAAUUUUAAAUGCAUAAAGGGGGUGGGGGGGUCAGGGCAGGGGGAGGUCAGGGCAGGGGAACCACAAAGUAGUUAAUUUCAGAAAAAAAGGGGUAACUUUUUCUCUCUUUUUUUUUCCUGCAAGCUUUUGUAGAUGCAUCGUAGUAGUCUGGCCUAGAGGCAAAUUCAAGUUAUUUUAGUGUACAAACAAAAUGGUAAGGGGUAAAUCUUCAUUUAAAUAUACUAUGUUCUGAAUGAGCAAAGCAUAGUAAGAGUUGAGCAAUAUUCAGAUUGAAGUGAACCUGGAGAGGGUAGACUGUUGGGAUUGGGGGGAGGGCCAUGGGAGGGGCACUGUGAACAUAGCCAACCCGUCACAUUUAAGAGUAGCCUCGUAGGUUGAAUUUCUAGUAGCUUCAUGGUUAAUGCAUCCGAAUAAGCCAUACUGGAUUGCGGUGUUUGUUUCUGUACGGUGGUUAAGGACUUCUUCUCUCCCACGACUCCUCUGCACUGCACACAGCACCCACCUCCAAUCCUGUGCAUGCUCCUGCCCUGGGCAGACAGAGACUCCUCCACUUUAGCUACUCGUCUGUUAUCCCACUUUCAUCGAAUCCAGACACAUCCAAAUGGGUAAGGCAGUUUCAAAAAUGGGAAAACGUUUAAACACGAUAGCAGGGAAUUCUUAGAUAUAGCAAAUGCCUUUCACUUAACUGUGCCCAGCAGGCUGGGUGCAUUGUAAAGCCCAAAUAUUUUGAAAAAAACUAGAGCGGAUUUAACAAGAGUAACCAGCUUAGAGUCCAGCAACUUGCCAAUGUGUUUACCAAUCCGGGGGCUUGUUUUUCUUAAUUGGCUUUAUACUAAACAAUGAAGAGAGGAGGAUUUAUUUAUUGUCACUGGGAAUCUGACCACUAGACUGUACCUUUUUUUUGUAUUCUAGGUAAUGUUUUUUGGAAUGGAUUUAUGUCUUUUCUUCUUUAAGUGAAAGUUAAAUGCCCAUCCCCUAAAGCCAACAGGGAUUUGUAGAUUCAGAGGGACAAUGUUUGGAGAACAUAAACAUGAACAAGCAAGCAGUCCCCUUAGCAGUUGGGUCAGUUGAAAGUGUUCCUUUGUGAUAGAAAUUGUCAAGGGUGAUAGGAGCUCGGUGGGUCCCACAGACCCUGCAGAUUUCUGUUGGUUCAUAUCUUCAAUUACAUAAUCUUAUGCUUUAAUACAUAACUGCAUUGGAUGUGAGAGUAACGUACCUGUAUAGUCAUUAAUUCUAUAUAUUAACAUUUAACACUGCUGUGAUUGCUCAAGGACAUUUUAUGUUAUGGCUUUAAAGCAAAGGCAUGAUUAUUAGAAACUAUUUAAGCUUUUUUUU
This is a messenger RNA of Molossus molossus (Pallas's mastiff bat), 4436 nucleotides long. RefSeq names its product MTSS I-BAR domain containing 1 (gene MTSS1). NCBI's taxonomy places the organism in Eukaryota, Metazoa, Chordata, Mammalia, Chiroptera, Molossidae. The transcript is spliced from 14 exons. Bases 535 to 2802 code for a protein of 755 amino acids. Gene Ontology annotation, cellular component: cytoplasmic side of plasma membrane; actin cytoskeleton. Gene Ontology annotation, molecular function: actin binding; phospholipid binding. Gene Ontology annotation, biological process: plasma membrane organization; positive regulation of actin filament bundle assembly; adherens junction maintenance. The record is from RefSeq and is a predicted model, not a curated record.